AUGGCUCAUAAUUAUGAUAGCGAUAUGUAGAAUAUAGACCCAGCUACGAAGAGGAGAAAAUAAACCAGAGUGAGAAGAUAACUAGUAAACAAGACUUUACAUGAGGAAAGCGAAGAAAAUUAAAUGAUUGAGGUGCAAUAGAAGGUAACGAAAAAAUAUCAAAAUUACUUACAUUCUAUUCAAAAAAUGGGAGAGUUCGAUUGGACAGAUAUUGAGAACACAAACAAUACGAAGGUUAUUUAUCCAAUACAAUUUUUGCAGGCUUCCACUUUACAAUUUAUGAUUGCAGCUAUGUAUUUCAAUUGUGAUCAUGACUAUCUUGAACAUAACCUUUAAGAAGUUCAAAAAUUGCUUAAGAAAACUGAAUAACCCAAUGGUACUUCAUGUUAAGAUGAUUGUAAAAAAUAGAAAAAUAAAAAAGGGUAUGAUGUGAAUGAUGAUAUAUUCAUUUUAGAGAUGAGACAAUUAAGAAUUUAGGAUUUAGAUGAUAUUAUUCUCAACUAAGAAUUAGAAUUGGAAAAAAUUUAAAGGGAAAAUGAAAAAGCACUCCAAAACUUUUUAGCACUUGAUAUACCCCAACUAAAACCCCCCAUUAAAACUGACUAAUCUAAUAACCUAUUAAGGGAUAUUUCUGGUCUAACAGAAUACGAAAAACAAUAUAUUGAAAAAAUUGAGCUCAAAAUCUAGACAGAAGGAUAAAAUAUUAUUACUUAAGAAACAGGCAAAAAGACGUAAGGAGGAGGAAUUCACUUAUCGCCAAUUUUAGAUGAUGCCCUUUGUUAAGUUUGUAAUGAUGGAGACUAUACAGACGAUAAUCUAAUAGUGUUCUGUUCCAAAUGCAAUAUAUCAGUCCAUUAGAAGUGUUAUUUAAUAGAAGUGAUACCGAAUGAAGAUUGGAUAUGUGAUGUGUGUUAGACUUUUGGACCCAACGGAUAAUAUUUGCGUUGUGCUUUAUGUCCAAAACUAGGGGGAGCUAUGAAGGCAACCCAAAUCGAUGCAUCAAGCUUUGAACAUUUAAAUUAAACCUAUUUUGAGUCUUAAGGGGAAACUAUGAUGAAAAAUGAUCUAGUUUCUAAAUUAUUUCAAUAAAUAGAUGAUGAUUAAGAACUGUAUUAUGAUUUUAGUAAAAUACCAAACAGAGAUAUUAGGGAUCUUGAGAACAAUAAGGACAUCAAAGAACCUUAACCACAAAAGGUCUGGAUUCAUUUAUCCUGUUUUUAUUGGUCUCCUGAAUGUUUUUUAGAUGAAAAGUAAGACAUAUUAAGAGGAGUUGAUAACAUUAAUCAAAAGAGAUUUAUUCUUAAUUGUAGUUUAUGCAAUAUCAAGAAGGCUGGGAUGUGCAUCUAAUGUGCUAGAGGCAAUUGUUAAACAGGAUUUCAUGUUGAAUGUGCCAGACGAUCAGGAAUAUUCUUAACCCAAACUAUUGUUAAUACUAAAACCGAUUAUCAGAUAUUUUGUUAAAAACAUGUGCCACUCAAGGUCAAACGAAUAUUGGAAUCAAAAUAAAGAUUAUAUGAAAGAGAAAUCAUCGAUUUUUUUAGAGCAUAUGAAAAAUGCAAAUCUGUCCAAAAAAAGUCUCAAUAAAGAGUUAAAAAAACAAAAAAUUCCAAGGAAGCUCAAUUAAAACUCGAAAUGCAGGAAUAUUAAGAAAAUGAAUUUGAUUUAGUAGACUUUGCAACUAAAUUAAAGGAAUUCAUAGACUAGAUUUUAGAUUAAAAAAUGGUUGUAAAUCUGAGAACUGAAUAGGGCAAAUAUGUUUUUGAGUCUGUAUCAGAACCCUAAUUGAAAUAAUAAAAAUAGUAUCACCUAACUAAACUACCAGAAGUAUAUUAAAGUAAGGUUGAUUAGAAUGGCUAAAUAAUUACAUAAUUUUAUAAAAGUACUAUUACUGCAACUGAUGAGUUAUGGAAGUUUUUCAAAUAUAGAGAUUACGAGAAGGAUAUCAUUUAUAAAAUGUAUGAAAAGUUGAGAAGAAGAGCAAGUAAAUUCAUGUAAGAAUUAAAUCCACAAAAAAAGCAAGCAAAACUAAUAGAUAUGCUAAUGUUAAAGAAAUUUAAAAAAAGUAAGAAAGUUGAUUAGAAAAAGGAAAUAAUUAUUGAAUUAGUGGGGGAUGAAUAUUAUUAAAGAGAUGACAAUUUAUAUUGUGUUUGUCGAGGCAAAUUUAAAGAUGGAGAUCCAAUGAUAUGUUGUGAAUCCUGUGAGGAGUGGUUUCAUUUUGAUUGUCUAGAUAUCAUAAUUCCGAAUGAAGAAAUUAGUAAAAUCAAUUUCUACUGUUUUCUAUGCAUAGAUGAUUUGCCCAAAGAAAAGUAGGUUGAAAUAUAUAAUGGUUAUGCGAAUGUAUUUAAGGAUGCCUCAUUUAAACUAUAAAGAGAAUUAGCAGAUAAAUGCUCAUUAAAUGAAUCUCGAAAAAUUAGAAUGAAUGAAUUGAAACAGUCUGGAUUGAUUGAAGAAAACAAUAAACUCAUAUAAGAGAGUCCAGAAUAAGAAUAAAAAUUAGAACAAAUAUAAUUUGAGGAUCAAAUUGAUAAAUAAAAUUAUGCUCAUUUAGAAUUCCCAAAUCAUUACAAUGCUAAAAAAUUAAAAAAAGAAAUUACUUCCAAAGACAAUAAUUGUAUAUAAAUUGAAACUCAAAAUGAAGGAACAGAAAAAAAUAAAAAAAACGAUGAACAUGUGAAAACUCCAAGUAAAACAGAAUCAGUCGAAGAUCCGGAUAAUAAAUUAGAAGUCCCAGAUACUCAAGAAAAACUAAAUAGUACACAGAAUUCAAAAACUAUACAAGACUAUCUACCGAAAGAGUGAUUCUAAUAUAUUUUCACAUUAUUAUUAUAGUAAAUUGUCACUAA
This is a messenger RNA of Paramecium tetraurelia, 2843 nucleotides long. RefSeq lists its product as uncharacterized. The transcript is spliced from 5 exons. The record is from RefSeq and is a predicted model, not a curated record. NCBI's taxonomy places the organism in Eukaryota, Ciliophora, Oligohymenophorea, Peniculida, Parameciidae. Gene Ontology annotation, biological process: regulation of transcription by RNA polymerase II.